CGGGGUCGGUCGGGUUGGGGGAGGAGAACAGAAACAGAAAGUAAAAUUCCUCCUUCAAGUCCCGAGUCACCCGAACUUCCUGCACACCCGGAUCACCCGGCCUGAGCGCGAAUGAUGGAUUGUUCCCGGAGGAUCACUCUUCCAGAAUCCACUUACUUCCAUCUUCUCGGGUGUAAGGAGGAGAUCACGGACCUCUUCCUCAGGAAGUUCCGUUGUGUGGUGGAGUUGAGCGGUCCUGAACCCAACAGAUCUCACCCGGCAUCAGUCAAGGCUGAAAAGGUUUAUGAGAAGAGAACCUCGUUGGGCCCGGUGGUCAGUGUAUGGAGGGGCGACCUCACUAGGCAGGACGCCGAUGUUGUGGUGAAUGCCGCUAAUGAAGACCUGGAUCAUGCCGGGGGGUUGGCCCGUGCUUUGGUGGAAGCCGGAGGACCAAUCAUUGAAAAGGACAGCAAAGAUUACAUUAAGGCCAAUGGAAGGAUAAAAACCGGAGAGUACGCAGUCACACGUCCCGGAAAUCUCCCCUGUAAGUGUCUCCUUCAUGUUGUAGGUCCGGUGUGGUUCCAAGAAGCUGCCAAGAGAUGUGAUGAUGAGCUUAGCGAAAGCAUCAAGAAUGUGCUGAGAUAUGUGGAUCAGCACAAGGACAUCAAAUCUGUGGCCAUCCCAGCGGUGAGCUCCGGGAUCUUCGGGUUUCCUGUCCAACGCUGUGCAGAUAUUAUCGUGAAUAUGAUUCACUCAUUCUGCUUCACUGUGAAAGAGACCCAUGUAAAGGAAAUCCGACUGGUGAACAACAAUGACCCGGCUAUCCAAGCCAUGAAGUCGGCCUGUGAAAGCUCUUUUGGACCAAGUGAUGUCCUUGGUGGAGCCACAUCAGGUCCUGCCUAUCAAACGGGGCCAACGACCCGCAGCAUGACCGUUAAAUCCCAACCCUCACCAACAACGUCCAGCAACAAAAACACUCAUGGGCAGCCCUCAGCACGUGGGUCCUCUACAGAGAUGUCACAGUCCAUGACCAUCAAUGGAUUAACACUUCACCUGAUACAUGGGCUGAUAGAGGAACAGAAGACACAGAUUAUCGUGAACUCCAUCUCCUCUGAUCUGAACCUGUAUUAUGGAGUGAUUUCAAGAGCAAUUGUCUACAAGGCCGGGUAUUAUCUGCAGGAUGAAAUCAGAGGAAAGAGCAGUUACCUCCGUACCACAAAUCCCAACGCCAAUAUUACCAUGAUCCCCACCCGGGGCUUCAGCCUGCCCUGCAAGUUUGUCUACCAUGUCAUUUUACCGCUUUCCGAUUCAGGAAGCCGUCCGCAUGCUCUGCAGGUUUUAUCCCAUGUGACCAACGAAUGUCUACAAACCGCACAUCGAUAUAAAAGUCCCUCCAUUUCUUUUCCCGCGUUGGGGACGGGAAGUAUUGGUCUCCCCAAAGAAAAUGUGUCUAAAGCCAUGACGGAGACGGUGCUAAACUUCGCCAAAGUGAACCAGUGCCAGCUGGACGUGUAUUUUGUCAUUCACCCUAAUGACAAGGUCACCUACCAGGCUUUUCGGUAUCAAAUGGACUUGUAUCGCACCAUCAUGAAUACUGGAGGCACUACAGAGCGGAGAGAUCCAGGAGCUGAUAUCAGUGACAAGUCUUCGAAUUCACGUGAUUCAGAAACCCCACAUUUGAUCAUUAAUGCAGCCAGUGAUGAAGAUGCUGAGGAGGCCGAGGUCUGGCUGAAGAACGUUCUCCACACUCACCCCGUCUCCAUACACAAUAACCUCGUCCUUCUGUUUGGACAAGAGGAACACGAUUUUCUCUCAUCUCCCGAUUUCCCGGAUGUCUUCAUUGAGGAGAAGCUGAGUAACGGGAAGUCUCUUCUAGAGAUCGAUGGUCGCCCCCAGGAAAAGGUCAAAGGAGUCGUUGAGGCGGAGCGACUUCUCUUAGAUGUACAGGAGAAGCACGCUGUGACGCUGGAGGAGGAGCUUUUGGAGGAGGCUGUGGUUUGGCUCUAUGAAAACGAUUGCGGAGCCCAGAAAUAUCCACCCAAAGCCAACCGAGAGAUAGAGAAAGCCUUUGUGACCCAGAGUGACAUCACACUGAAAUCAGAGCCCCAUCAUGUGAUCUUUAUGAAGAACCAAAAGGCGGAGGGGAAGGACGGAGCAGUUCAGCUGGUGAGGCGGACUUUGUUGAACAGUUCCAAGGAUGUCCAGAAGAGGCGCCAUCCUGACGAUUGGAUCUCGCAGGUCACUCCAGUGGAUUCAGACAGUCAGGAAUUCCAGGACCUAGUCAAUAAAUUUAAAAGAGAAAAGCUUACACUGGUCAAGAUGGAGAAGAUCCAAAACCGAUAUCUGUCAGAAAUCUUCCAGUACAAGAAGGGGGCAAAACCAUCCAAGAAAACCGGCCAGUUAUAUCAGGUGGUCCCCAAACAGUUCACACGGCUCGUCUGUGAUGUCGGAUUUCAGAGGAUUUUCACCAAUCCUAUAGAUCCAAAGUACGGGAAGGGGAUCUACUUCACCAACAGUCCCAGGAGGGCUCUAGAAGUUUUCCAGACCCCGAAAGAUGAAGGCCUCAUCUACAUCUUCCAGGCUGAAGUUCUGACCGACAACUCUACUGAAGGCAGCAAAGACGCUCCAGUUCUCAAAUCCAAACCUGACGACAUUAUGAAUUUGUGUGAUAGUUUGAUAAAUUCCACCAUAUCAAUUUCUAUCUAUGUCAUACCUGACAGCUUUCAAGCAAAUCCGCUGUGUCUGUUCACCUGCAGGCGGCAAGGAUCGGGUUCUACCCGCGUCUAAUACAUAGUGAGAGUAUCAGAAUCAGCCCCAGUAUUGUCCCUUAGACCUCUUUCACAUUGAGGCGUGGAG
Messenger RNA from Rana temporaria (common frog), 2835 nucleotides. Its product is annotated as protein mono-ADP-ribosyltransferase PARP9-like. Gene Ontology annotation, biological process: positive regulation of type II interferon-mediated signaling pathway; negative regulation of gene expression. Gene Ontology annotation, molecular function: ubiquitin-like protein ligase binding; NAD+ poly-ADP-ribosyltransferase activity; transcription corepressor activity. The transcript has 9 exons. Gene Ontology annotation, cellular component: nucleus; cytoplasm. Lineage: Eukaryota; Metazoa; Chordata; Amphibia; Anura; Ranidae. The record is from RefSeq and is a predicted model, not a curated record. Bases 112 to 2766 code for a protein of 884 amino acids.